AUGGCAUCUUUAUUGAAGAAGGAUUCCUAUAUCCAAAGUCUGGGAAAGAAAGUAUGCAUGCAACAAAAUACAGAGUUCCGGAAACGGAAACAAGGUGAGGACCGGCCACAAAUACACCGUGCCAUCAUUCAGUUCCCUUUCUAGGGGCUGCUCUGUGUUUUCACUACUCCCCGUGUAACCGUGCCAUUCCCACACACAUAUUGAUUGAGAUUUAUUUUAUCCUCCAAGCUCGAUGAUAGCCAGCCAUUAGCAUUCUAGCAUUACCAGGACUACGUUUCUGCUGGUGCUUAGCUAACCAGCUGGUUAGCUGUAGUUCAUCUACCAUUCCCCUAGACAACUGAAGUCUAAUAUGCCUAUUUAGCACACAAUACAAAAGCAAGCCCCUUCUUUUAACAGAAAUAAACGAAAAACAAAAAAAUAACUUUAUAAUAGUAAUAGUAAAUUGGUCCCCCUACCACAGCCUUUGCCCAAAAUACCUAAAUAUUAAAGGAACACUAGAGGGGCAGAAACACAAACAUGUACUCCUGACCUUAUAAUGUUAAAACCACCAUCUGCCCUGCCCCCCUUGCCCUCCCUAAAUAUAGUAACAUCUUAACUUUAUUCCAGGCUGCUGCUGGCUCUGCCCCUGAUCUGCCUCCUUGGCUGACAUCAUCAGAAGUGUUGCUCAAUACCAAUAACAAUGCUUUCCCUUAGGAAAGCAUUGGAUUGGCUAAGCUUGUCAAGGAGGCAGAUCAGGGGCAGAGCCAGCACAAGCCAACACAACCAAUGCAUCUCUAUGAGGAAGGUUCAGUGUCUGCAUGCAGAUGGUGGAGAAACUGAAUGUCCAUUACACUGUGCAGCACUGCCCCAGUAAGCACCUCUAGCAGCCAUCUGAGGUGUGGCCAGUGGAGGUAUUCCUAUGCUGUAAUGUAAACACUGCUUUUUCUGAAAAGACAGUGUUUACAGCAAAAAGUUUGAAGGUAAUGAUUCUACUCACCAGAACAAAUACAAUAAGCUGUAGUUGUUAUGGUGACUAUAGUGUCCCUUUAAGAACCAAACUGUGCCACAGUUUUUCAUUAUUUAUGUGUUUUUUGUUUUGUUUCUUCCUUUGUAACUCCUAGUUAACAGGGAUGACACAAGUGAACAAUCCCAGCCCAAGAAGAAGAAGAAGAAAACAAGAUCACGAAAAUCUGGUGGGAAGGCGAUACAGGACAGGGACGCACAGGGCACUGUUCCAAUUUCAUCUCUACGCGGUUCCAAAACACAGGAUUCAGGUAAGCGGCAGUGUCAUGGUAGGAAUGAAAAAUAUAUUGUGACUGCUAAUGCUUGUGAGCUACGGUUUCAAAUUUACUUUGUAGGGUGUAGGUAUUGGUGCAAUUUCCAUAGCGUAUCCAGUGAAACACAGCAUUGCAGUAAUUAUUCUAUAAUUAUUUCACUAAUACACGGCAUGCUUCACACACAAAAAAAAAGCUAAAUAUUUUAGCUUCACAAAAAAAGCAAACUUUGAUUAUUUACCUGUUUUUCUUUAAAACAGCAAAUUAGUAAACUGAAAAUUACAAGAUAAAUGUGUCAUUUUUAAAUUUAGAUUUUCAAAAGCUUAUUGAAAUAGCAAGUCACAGACAGUAAUUGCAUAAGUAAGAUAUAGCACAAGGAGUCAGCUGUAGUUGUACAGAGAUGAGACAAAGACAUCAAAUAUGUCUAGAUUUAAAAAGAAGUAAAUUGGAGGAGACCACACUCACCAGGCUACCAAGGUGCAUCGGAUCCGGGGGAAGGUCAGACCCCACGUCAAAUAUGUAAAAUAAAGUGUUGGUCCAGGCACCCAAGUAGAUAGCAAAUCAGCAGCAUUAUUGGAGCAAACAUAGAGCAAAGCAACGUUUUGACCCGACCAGGUCUUUGUCAAGCUUUAUAGAUUUAAAAAGAAAACCACAGAAUGAAAACAUACUGCAUAGAUCAGCAGUGGGUGAUAAAAAGGUGUUUUUUUUGUUACUUGGCAUCUUCUAAUUUAUGCAGAAAAUGCACAAGGAAAAAAUAUUGAAAUAUUAAAGUAUUCUGUUUAUUUCAAACUACACAAAUGUUUAAUUUCACAGCGAGCGGUGUAAUAGAAACAUAGAAAGUGACGGCAGAUAAGAACCAUUCGGCCCAUCAAGUCUGCCCAAUUUUCUAAAUACUCUCAUUAUUCCCUGGCCUUAUCUUAUAGUUAGGAUAGCCUUAUGCCUAUCCCACGCAUGCUUAAACUCCUUUACUGUGUUUACCUCUACCACUUCAGCUGGAAGGCUAUUCCAUGCAUCCACUACCCUCUCAGUAAAGCAAUACUUCCUAAUAUUAUUUUUAAACCUUGUGUUAUAAUGUGUUAAAAUAAAAUAUUCAUGAUCCAACCCUUGUCCAAACUCCAUUAAUUUAAUAAAACAGUACAAAUAUUAAUAAUUAAAUAUAAAAUAAUUGCACCACAAUGAUCAUAUGUCACAAGCCCACUUAUUUCAAAGAGGACGAUUUCUGUUUUUAAUAAAUGGUCUCAUGGUCAUCCAGGCAUUUUGCGAAGGCAACGGGGAGCCCCAUGAUUUUGUUAGUUAUCUAUAUGGUAUUAUCAAGUGAUCACAGCUGAUGUUGUGAUAGCCUGAUAGUUACUUGGGCAUAUGACCCCUCUUUCUAAAGAUGCGUCUACAUGGGAGUUCUAGAGUAAUUUGUAGGUAGCUGAACACCCUAAAAUUCACCUGUCUGUGUAACGUGUGGUAAAAAAAGUGAUUGCAAUGUUAAUGGCAGUCACCUGCCACUGACACAUUUGUGAAACCCUAGAAUCCAUAAAGUGGUACCCUCUUUUUUUCUAAAAUAGAAAAGGGUAAGUAUUUUCACUGACACAGGCAAUGGAGCUAACUUACGCUCCUCCUUGGAUCAAAGAAAGUCAGGCGUAGGAAAAAUACACAAGAGGAAGUAGUCCCUACUUUAUCUUAUGUUUUAAAGAGAACUAGAUCAGAAAUAAAGAAAAGAAGAACAGAUUCAGAGAGAGGAAGAGAAGUGGAAACAAUAGGAGAACGGUAGGGUUGGCAUGACAGUGCCACUUUGAAAACGUUGUAUAUUUGAUUCACGUUAUAGCCACAAGAUGGCGCUGCACAUACUCUAUUGUAGCAGCUCUGUAGCUGGGUUCUUUAAUCCCUUGGAAGUAGUUGUAAAAAGAAUAUUGUUAUAGCCAGUAUGUGCAAAUAAUGUGAGAUUGUGAAAUAAAACAACAAGGAACAAGCAGUUGGAUUUAAAGGGAUUAAGAGCUACAAAUGGAAAAGGGAAGUUGUGAUUGAUCAGAAUCUUGAAUUUAUAUUUAACAUUUCUUAAUAUGUUCAUUUUGCAUCGAUCAAAUGGCCAUGAGCCUUUAGUUUAGGAGGGGUCUCCGGUAUUAUUUGUGGUAUUAGGGGAUAAUUGGGCUGUCUCUGCUCUGUGCUAGUGUGUGUGCGUGUUUAUAGACGUUACACAUUUUUUUUUCCUGGAUCCUGUCUUUUUUUUCGUCCCUACAAUAAAUGCUAGUGGCUUGUGAGGGCAGACUAAUUUGAUACCUGUACAUGAGGCAGUUGAGGUACUAAGAUUUCUCCACUAUGGUUUGCUUCCUUGACAAACCGCUUCACCCCUUGGCUACCGAAGUUCCCUUUAUUAAAAAUUAAAAAAAAAAAAAGAAUUAUGGGAUAAUUAGCUAGCACAUAGUCACAGUAUAAAGCAGAAACGUCAUACAUACAUUGCUACUCAGGGAUACCACAAAAUAACAUAAUUUGACAUUUUCAAUUGAAUUUAUUUUGCCAUCAUUUUAUUAUUUACAGAAAAAGUGAGGAGAAAUGUUGUACGAGAUAGUUUGAUGUCCAUAAUCUUGCGAGGGUGCACAUUGUUCUGCUAUAUUGUAUUUAUUUUUCAGGGUUUUCAGAAUAGCUCUGUAUAUUCCGGAAUUCAUUAAGUGAAUCAGCCUUUAUUACGUCCACUGAAAGGUUGUGGCCUGUACCUUACUUUAAACCAGUAUAUUUGUACCGUACUCUGCCUCUCAACAGAUACGUUGUGUCAACCAGAAUCUCUCUCUGGCUUUUACAGAAUGGUUUCACAGUCUUCUCUGGAACAGUUUUAUAUUUCACUAGUAAAACGAGAGCAUUAUGUUUACUAGCAACUAGCAGGAGACGGUGUGUUUGAAAACAAUUCGAAACAUACACCACUGGUGACUUCACUUUUGAAUUCGACCGUUUUGGGGGCAUGGUUACAAAAUUAAAGAGCCAUAAUAUAAAAGGUUUCCCUGAACCUAUGUUAUUAUGCUGUUGUGGUUCUAAUUUUUGGUUUCCAAUAGUGAGUUGUAUUCUCUGUAUAUUUCUGGUUAUUGGAUCUCGGCUUUUUUGACCAUUCUCCAUUCUGCAAUCCUGUUACUUGGCUACUGGCUUCCCUAAUUCCUGGUUUCCAUGACUCUGCUUGUCUCUUACUAUUCUCUGUCUAUCAAACGUAAAGCCCAGCCAUUCUAAGGACCGGUAUACCUUUAAAUCUAUUACCAUUUACACUCUGCAUGUUGGGUCACUUAGUAAUCAUGACCAGAAGAAGCACACAGAUCCCUUCCAGUCCAGGAAGGACUUUUACUAAUGGGGCUCCUUGAAGGGCCCUUCACUAAUUGGGCUCCUUUUAAUUCUGGUCAAUUGAUUUGUUUCUUAUUAUCUGUCCAGCUGGGUAUUAUGGGAUAUGUAGUUUUUACCAUCAGUUGCAGAUCUUCUCAUCAGAUUACAUUUGUCAAACUUCUUAUUAAGCUGCUACCAGCCGGUUUGCAGUCAUGUCCAAAGGUUUUGUGAAUACACUGUGCGCAACAAUGUCGCAAGCCACCUGGCGAACAGCUGUGGCUUGAGAGAAGUAGAUACUUGUGCAUUAUUUAUGCGCUACACUCUGAACUUGGAUGGCAAGUAAGACUUCAGGUAUUUCUGGCAGGUAAUUCCAUUUAUAGUGGCUCUGUGCAGACACAGUCCAGGGAACUUUAUGCACCAUCACUAGCUGUAUGAUGAGAAGUUGUCCAUUUAAAGCACUAUCACUUUGUCGAUUUUGGUUUUAGAUUAGUCUCUUUUUUUUGUCCUUUUAUUUUCGCUUGUUUUUAUUUAUUUUUAAUUUUUAAAUUAACCUUAGUUAUUUUUAUAUAUAUAUAUAUAUAUAUAUAUAUAUAUAUAUAUAUAUAUAAUGUGUGUGUGUGUGUGUGUGUGUGUGUGUGUGUGUAUAUGUAUAAAAAAGUAUGGGACUACUUUUUCUUAUGGGGAGUGUGAUCUUCGGCAAUGGGCGAGUUCAGUUUCAGUUGCCAGGGUAAUCUACCCACAAUUCAUCAGUCAAGGGAAAAAAAAGAUAAUAAAUAUAAAUAAUGGCAAGGUGGUAGUAGAAUCAUUUAUAUACAUGGUAUAAGGAAAGGGAAAAAAAAAAGAAUGCCAUUUUACUAAAUGAGACUAUUUGGUUAGCUGCCCAGCCAGUUUUUAGCAUAUUUUUUUUGUACUGCUAUUGUUCUCUUCUCUUUUACUCCUUUCUCCUAACCUAAACAGCAUUAUCCAGACAACCACAAUGUUUUGUUUGUUUUGCAAUUAAACCUGCACUGUCUGAGCUAAAAUGUCAGCAAACGUCAUUCUGUACGAGUAGGGGGAGGGGAAUGUCUCUUCCCAACAAAAAAAGAUGUAAAUGAUACCUUCUAUAUUUGUGCGUGUGGAUGGGAAAUGGAAAACGGCGACUAGACAAUGCAUGAUAUUAAUACCUUCCAAUGCACACAUGGAAUAACGCACAUUAUAAGGAUUUUUUAUUUAUCAAUUGUCUGUUCAUUAAAGGGACACUAUAGGCACUUUAACAACUUGAUUUUAAUGAAGUUGUUAUAGUGUCUGCGGUCCUGCCAAGCCCCAGGGUAUCUUAAUUAUAGAUACUCCUACCAUAGCAUACCGUGCAUGUGUAGUGCCGUCAUGGCCGGCCAUGGAGAAUCAUUGUAUUCAGUGAUUCAGUAUAGCAGAAUCUUUGGCACAUCGCGGUGAGUGCCGCGCAUGCUCCUAAGGUCUGUGACGAGCAUUGGAUUGACAUGCCUUCAGGAUGACACAAUCCAAAGAGGAGGUUGUGGCAGUGCCGAGGGAGACUCAGUGCUUAAUUAAUAGUGUGUUAUUUCUUUUAUUUUAAUUUUUUGUAAUUUUUUUUUUUUUUUUUACAUUGGGAGUGGGGCCUAUCUUAUGAAGGGCAUCAGGGCUGCAGCCUUAGGAAUACAGAUAUGUAUCCCUAUCGCUACAGUGUUUCUUCAACACUACAUUUCUCUCUUGGAAAUCCCCACCACUACCUUCCCCGACAAAGCUUCACAAACAGCAAUCUGUUAUUUAAUAUACAUGAAAUGUUCUGCACGGAUUAGUGGAGCCGGGAAAACUCCAGACCAACUGUAACGGAGCUCCCUGUAACCCUGGCUGCGUACCUCCGCCACGGACCGCUUCCUAGCUGCAACAGGGGACAAAGCGCAGUACUUCUGCCCACAGUCGCCGUGGCUUGACUGGGGUCCUGGAACUGCUCCCUCCUGGAGCUGAAUGGGGAACUCGCUCUAUCCACCCCCAGGCACUGGACGACACUCAGUCCUGGUAGCUCUAGUCCUUACAAGGAAUUUCCCUGUUGAAUCUUCCACACUGGAACAGUGAUUAGUGAUUAGCCCUUUCGCCUCCCAGUAACCAGGCGACACAUAAUUCUGGAAGUACAAGCUGAAAUGUUUUAAUCUGGCCAGACGGCCUGCUUUUAUACAAUUUCAGAUAAUGUUAAGCACGCCCCUGACAUUCCCACACAAACAGGAUAAUCCCUCUCCUGGACAUGAGAGGGGACUAGUUACAAGUUACAAACUCCUCCUCUGUGCCUGAGAGAGUCAGGAGCUGAACUAAGUCAAUUAUCUCCAUGCACAGAAAAACAUACAAUAUUACAAAACCCCAAAAUCACCCUUAAAAAAAAAGACAUAAAAACCCCACAAAGUUACAUCCCCUGAUAGCCCGGAUCUGGGUGGCCAACAUAUCCAAAAACCACCCAAGUCAAGUUCGGUAGUUUAAAAACAAACAAACUACAGAACAGAAUCUAUAGUUCUACCCUGGAGCUUGUUCACCUUGUUCGUGGGAAUGUUUCCACCGAACAGUGCCCUUCUAAGUCGUAUAGAAGUGAACGCAGGUGAUGAUGGAAGUCCAGCGGUGUUCGGGAGUUUCUGUGUCCAAUUUCAGUUCCAUGAACACGACGACCAAACACCGCUGCCUUCGUUCAUGUGAACAAGAUGGCCGCCACCUCGUGGUCGUUCAUGUGAACAGUGGCCACCCAUACGAACAAUUAGAACCCUGCAGUGGAACGUGUUACAAACUAUCAAUUAGGCUUAACAUGCUCCCAGGUGGUCCAUGGAGAAAGGGCACGAACCAAGCCAGUUAACUAGUCUUUUACAGGUUUCUCUGCAGGGCCCACAGUGUGUGGGCAGCAGGCUGGCAAGCAAGCUCCUCCAGAAGCUUGUGAAAAAACUCACGUGGGAAGGGGAGUUUGUCACACUAACUGUCCCUCCUCCGUCUCCACACCUGCUACAAUCCCAUCUCAAGAACAGCUUUUUUAAAUCGCUUUUCACCUAUUGCUCUUUGUUUUUGUUUUUAUCCCAUAGUGUCCUCCUCUCCUCCAUGUGUUCUAUCAACUAAUUUCCCUUCUUUUCUCUCCCCUGUCUUCUCUCUCAAGCCAUUUACCUUCUGUAUCACUUCCACCCUUUUCUCUUGUUUAAUUAAAUAUCCUGGUUUAAAAGUCUAUCCUGCCAGACAGCCAACCAGGGAAGAGUGCUCAAUUAUUUUGCACAGGCAGAAAGGCAUUCCAUUAAUAUAAAAUAGUGUGAGAGCAUUUAAAGGAUCACUAUAGGGUCAGGAACACAAACAUGUAUUUCUGACCCUAUACUGUUAAAACCACCAUCUAGCCCCCCCCUCUGGCAUCCCUAAUUAUAGUAAAAUCUUACUUGUAUUCAAGUCUGCAGCUGCUGGCUCUGCCCCUCUCUUCCUAAGACAUGCCCCUGUCUGCUGACCUAAUCAGAAGUGGUAGUCUGAACCAAUCACAAUGCUUCCCCAUAGGAUUGGCUGAGACUGGAGGCAGAUCAGGGGCAGAGCCAGCACAAGUCAAACACAGCACUGGCCAAUCCGCCUCUCCUCAUAAAGAUGAAUUGAAUCAAUGCAUCUCUAUGAGGAAAGUUCAGUGUCUGCAUGCAGAGGGUGGAGAUGAAUGACAGUGCUGCUUACUCUGCAGCACUUCCCCAGGAGGCACCUCUGUCAGCCAUCUGAGGAGUGGCCAGUGGAGUUAUCACUAGGCUGUAAGGUAAACACUGCAUUUUCUCUGAAAAGACAGUGUUUACAUUAAAAAAGCCUGAAGGUAAAGAGUCUACUCACCAGAACAAAUACCAUAAGCUGUAGUUUUUCUGGUGACUAUAGUGUCCCUUUAAUGAUGCACUGUUAGGUGAUGUCUCUGAUGACUCCAGAAGCCGCAAGCCAGAAAAGUAAACCCUCUAUAAAUAGGCAAAUUCCAGUGGAAUCGGGACAGUUAGUAGGUGUGAUUUAUGUUUAUUUUAGCAAAAGACUUGUAUUCCUGUUUACAUUUCAAGCAGAAACAUUACAAAAACAUGACAUGGAAAAAGCAUUUAUUAUUAUUACUAUCAUCAUUUAUAUUAAUAUUAUUAUUAUUAUUAUUAUUAUUAUUGCCAUUUAUAUAGCGCCAACAGAUUCCGUAGCGCCUUACAAUAUUAUGAGAGGGGGGAAUUUAACUAUAAAUAGGACAAGUACAGGAACGAUAGGUUGAAAAGGGACCCUGCUCAAACGAGCUUACAGUCUAUAGGAAAUAUUAUGCCAACAUUCUUGCUAUUAGCUAUUCUGGAACUCACAGAGGAUGAUAUGGUCAGUCACAGAAUGAAGGGAACGAGAACAGGUGUGUUUGUGUAUUAAAGAGGAAAUAUAAUGAGGGGUGGAAUAGUUCAGGACUGUGUUAGUAUAGAGUAGGUGCUCAAUAUAAUCUACAGAUAAGGCAGCGAUAAAUAAUACAGGGAUUCCCCAAUUUGUUACAAUACACAAUCAGAAAAAAAAAAAGACUGUGCCAAAAGAUAAUAAAAUGAACCCUUUUAUUAGUAGUACAUAAAACAUAUACAUGCAUAGAUCAAAGAACCUCUUUUAUAUAGUGAUGAAUGACUCAAAGAGAAGAUAAAUAGACAAAUAAUAGUGCAAUAUGUUACAACAAUGAAUAAGUUAUAAACUCUAUGACAAAGGCUCACUCACACCUUUUAGAGCUACUAAGAGCUCUGCUGUAGUCAGCGUUUAAGGUGCAAUCCCCGUCUCGGGAUAUAUAGUGGUCAGCAGUGAUAAUAUUCCUCCGAUAAUGGGACAAUCUGUGGAGGUAUAAACAAGAGAAUUUCAAUGGAACAGUAUGUAAAAAAUAUUUGUUAAAGGUAAGUAUCCUACUUACAUAGAGCAGAUCAUACCUGCUCUAGUGUAAUGGAGGUCUAGUGGUGUAGAUGUGUAGAACCAGGAAGCCAAAUUAAAUAAAUACAGUAAUAUAUAAAAAACAAAAAACUCCAAUUAAAAUGAAAUAAGAAUAAUGCUAUUGAAAUGAAAACAAAAAAAAAAUUAAAAAGCAGAAACAAUCAAAACAAAAUAAAAAUAAAAAUCAAGAAUCGUAAUAAAAUCCAAUCUAUGUUACACCUUACGUGUUUCACCAUGGUGUUUUAUCAGAAGUAUGGUAUCCUCUUGGAUGGUCGUUUUCAUCACUACAUAAAGAGAGCCUCUUUGAUCUGUGUAUGUAUAUGUUUUUACGACCUACUUCACAUAAGGGCUCAUUUUAUUAUUAUGUUUUGACGAGGUUUAUCUAUUUAUUCUGUUUUAUUAUGUAAGUUGGUGCCAGCCCUUUGAUUUGGCACCUGAAGGAAACGGGAAGCCAGCCUGAGGACUGGCCAAGUGAACGGUGAGUUAUGAUAAUAUCCCUGGCACAUUACAAAUUGAAAAUAGGGUAUCUGGAAGAGGACUGAGGUUAAUAUCUCAUUAACCCAACGUUGUCUGUCUGUCAGGCUUACCAUGUAAGUAAGGUGAUGCCCAACGGCUGCACACAUCCUAUGAGAUAAUUUAUCAAAUAAUAAAUGGUGUUCCAUGCUCAGGUUAUGGCAAACCCUCUUAGAAUACAUCCAAAUGCAGCAGACGUGUCAGAACGAGCACAACACUACACAAGUAAAGACCACAAACUGGCAAAUAGAUCAUAAGCGGCCGAGUGCUUUAAAGGAUGCCAAAAUAUGACUGGCGGCGUCCAAACUUGGCACCUUAAAUGAGCAACAUGCGUCAAUAAAAGAUGAGUUUUAAGCGCCCGGCAUCUAGCAUGCUAACGACAGGAGGAAGACGCCGAAUGUGCAGCAAUCACAGUUAUUCACUAGACAGAAAUGCACAGGGUGAUUGGAAAUUCGAGGCCAAUGUAGCUGAGCUGAAAUCAUUAAUGACUUGGGAGGAUUUUCUAAAUUUAGGUUGGUUUUUUUUACCCAGAUUUCUGCAGUUCCUUGAUGAAAUCCUGACAAAUCACAGCCAAGUCAGUGACCCAGUAUGGGUUUUUUUUGUUUUAUGAUAUUUUACUUCCUAAAGUUCUUGUGCCACACUUUUUUGGUUUAGCCGUCAGAACAUUUUCUGCUUAAUCAUCAUCUGUACCUGCUGUGCAACUUGUUUGAGAUGAGAAGUAAGCCAGCUGUCAAGUUAGCAGACGUGGCCUUAUUCAAUAAACAAUGAGUUGUAAUGAAUCAGAAGAAUCAUAGAAUUCUUUUCUUUCUUUGUGCAAAUAACAAAAAUGUGACCCAUCCACCUGAAAUAUAUUGUGCAAUCGCUUCCAAAAAAAACAAAUGUUUCACAUAUGAUGAUCUUAUCCUGACAGCUCGGUGACGCCUGCCUCUGACAGUGGUUGCUUCUGAUACUCAAGUUGUAAUCAAAGGAUUUAAAAAUGUGUUUAACUGGGAAUAUGUACAUGUUUCUUUGGGCAUGCUCUUCAUAAUCCAUGCGUGACAUCUGAUUUUGAUGUCUGCAGACUAUUUUGUACCUGUAAAUCCAUUGUCAAGUCACGCAGGUCCUCUUAGCGUUACCAGCUGCAAGAAACACCUUACUUUUAUUGUAUUUUUUUACACAUAAGUGUCUUUCACUUAAUACAAGUGGGCUCUGUAUAGUGUAAGUACAAUCAAAACAAGGUUAUUUAUUAACAUUAACAUUUUUCCAAGUCACAUAUGUCAUUGUCCUUAUCCUCGGGUGAUAAAAUCUUGGUUUGAGCAAGUAUGAUCUUAUUUGUUUUGCUAUAUCAAUGAAGAGGCAGCAUUAUCAAUCAUCUAUUGGGAUGGAACGUCUGAAUGGACAAGCCUUCUCAGCAAAUAUUUUAUUCAAACUUUGUUCAUUGUCAUAGCUAUUUGUAUUGUAUUUAUUUGAUCAAGUGUAAACAGUCAGUUUUAUUAGAUAUAAUAAAUCUCAGAGAUAGCGAAUCUUUAAGAGACUGGAGGGACGUGGAACUGUUAAACCCCCCCUCCUCCCCCCACCACCACAAACUUUGAAUAUACAUCUUCUGAAUGGUAGUGAAUUCUAAACUCAAUUGCAAACCUGAGUCGUUUCCAGUUUACAAUUCUCCUUCAUUCAUUGUUUAGUGAAUAUUUUGUUUUGUAUUUUUUCCCCAAUGAUCUCUAGGUUGGGAUCUAUCUUAAAGCAAUAGAGGACUUGACAUAGCUCAUGGGAGGUACUAUAAUAACCCACUGAGUUAUAUAAAGCAAGGAAUUGUUGUGGGGAGUAGGUUAUGAGAGGUUUUUCUUGGGAAAAAAAAAAUCUAGGAUUUGACUUAUCGCUAGGAUUCCACCUGGAGACUUUAACUUGUUCUUCAACAGUAAACUACUGAACCUUUUAAACCAGUGUUCCCAAACCCAGUCUUCAGGGACCACCAACAGUCCAGAUCUUGUCAGUAUCUCCAUUGGUAUAAAACAGGGACACACAUAAAUCCUGGACUGUUGGUGGUCCAUGAGGACUGGGUUGGGGAACACUGUUUUAAUACACUGUCGCACAUUUUCUUGGGCAUGCUGACCGUUAAAUUUGCCUUCAUUAUUGCUCUCACUUUGUCGAUAAGAGUAGGAGAAAUGUAGGUCCUUCCCAUUGGCCCUUCUUUUUCAUAUGGGUAAUGGCCUUGGGGACCUCGAUCUCGGUAUAAGGCAGCCCAAAAUCCCAGUCUUGUUUGUGCAUGUGGUAGACAAUACAUGUAGUAGUAUGGUAAGUCAUUAGAAGCGUAAAUAAUAGAAGUGGUAAUUCAAGAGUGCCUACCUUUCAGCUGAGUCUUCCCAUCUUGCCCGUGCCGGAUCAGAUGGGAGAACUCCAGGGAGCUACUCUUGGGCAGUAUGGAUGGUGAAAUGCACGCACUGGCUAUAUUGCGUUGCCCUGCGAAUGUGAUGCUCUCUGUGGAUGUGCAGAACUUUGAAUAUGGUACUGCCUUUAAUUCUAGGAAAUUAGAAAUUCACUGUUGGUAAAAAAAAAUUUUUUAUCAUGCAGAAUCUUGGAAGACAAAUUGGAUGACAUUUAUUAUUAUGGCAAAUUCAACUUUUCUUUCUAUUAUCCUCCGGUAAAUAGUCCUACAAAUUGUAUGUCCUAGUUGCAAGAAUAAUUAAAUUAAUAAGUUCCAUUCUCUGGACUUGAAUAGAUGUUUUAUGAUUUACUUGGAGUGAACCAAACCAUGGAAGGUCCAUUAGAACCUUAUUUUGGCAUUCCCAUAGAACAAAAGAAAAUAAUAACAGUAGCUUGAUGGAUAACUUCAGAUCGCUCUACUGUUCAGUUAGGACCAGGUGUCGUCUUCCAUCAGAUAGGCAAUCCCAUUCUCUCAGAGCUGUAACAACUUCAUGGACCUAAAGUUCUACGGCUACACCUGAUUCAAUCAGAUGUUGUCCAGAUGCCUUCAGCUUUCGUAUAUCUCACUAUGCGUGGUGCCAGAAAAUGUGAUAUGACAGCAUUCUUAUGUGGCAAUUUCCUUUAUUUUUUCACUCUCUGGCCUUAGGCAACAUUUAUUAUAUUGUCACCCAGUUGGGGGAUGUUCGUUAUAACUUUUUCUUUUUCUUAAUCUGAGCUAAGGAAUAGCUGCCAACAUGAAUCUUUUUUUUUUUUAUUUUAUUUUUUUUUUUUGCUGAGGCGAGAUGAUGGGUUAACAAAAUAGCUAGAAUUAAAUCUAAAGAAAGAUAGGAUGAAAAUUGAUGAUUUAGUCACAUUACUGCUGGAUCAUCCUCAAUGAGGAAUGUUGUAAAAUAUGUCUAAAUCCCCACUUUACAUUUACAGUGUUCUUAUAUGACACAAUACACAGCUUCGUAAUAGCAUAGUAGAAAAAUCCUAUAAUUUUGGUAAAUUUGUGACCGUGAUUGACACUUCUACAUCUUCUUAGUAUUACACCCCUUAGUAUUUGUCAUCAACACUAAUUAUAUGAUGAUGGACCUUUUACACUAAGGGAGUCGUGUGCUAAUAAAGUGUAAAUAUAAUCCUAAACGUUAAAGUGAACCUGUUUGUCAUCAACACAAUGGUGUGACACAUUCACACUCAGAUAGGUAUAGAUUUAGUCUGAACCAUGUUUGGGAAGUAUAUAGAUUAAAACUGGAACUGGCCAAAGGAAGAUCCCGAACUGUUAAACUGUAGCUGAAAAUUUCCACUUGUCUAUUAGCCAUUGGCGAGUAGAAAUUUACCCCCGGUGUCUGUGCCAUGGAUCCUCCAGGCUUUCAGUGGCAAGUCAUUUUUAGGCCUGUGUAGAAGCAUAGGCAUUGACAUUCGGAGCCCUGGUUUAACUACAACUCCCAUGAUGCCUUGCUAGCCUGAAGUAUAAACUGAUGGGCAUCUACCUAAUUGGUUAAAUGAUUAUUGUAAAAAGGUUACUUGAUGAGUGUUGACUGCCACCGUCCUCCAGUCAAAGCAUUGUGCCAGGAGCUGGUUGGAGUGAAUGCGCACGCAGUCACCCUACCCCCAAAUGAUACAAAUACAUAUACAAGUAUUCAGUUUACAGUGAGCACUCUGAAUCAGAUAGUAUAUCAUUAUGUCAGAUUUAUAUGUAGGCAUUCUACAGUCUAGGGUAUGCGUAGGUUUUAAGGAAUCUUUAGGUCUCAUGAUCUUGCAUUUAUUAGUUAGUGACAGAACCUGAUUACAUUAAAGGGACACUAAAGUUGCAGUAUCGGUGUCAGUUUAACCCUGCAAUGGUAAUUAUUUUAGUUAUUGAUAAAUUGCAAUAAUUGCAUUGCAGGGUUAACUCCACCUCUAUUGGCUUUCUACAAGACAGUCACAAGAGGCGCUUCUGGGUUGUUAGACGACUUUUGGUCUCCUAACUGACGCUGGACGUUCUUACGCUCCGCAUGAGGACAUCCAACGUUACCUAAAACCCUAUAGGAAAUGAUUGAUUCAAUGCUUUCCUAUGAGGUUGUCCAAAUGUGAUUGCUGUCUGGGGAGGAGGAGCGGAGGCAGAGCCUGGCCCAGUGCUGAGGGAUAUCGAUGCUGGUUUCAGGUAAAGUGAAUUAGGCGAUUUUAACCCUUUCUGCACGGUGUGGGGAAGUGCGAGGGGGGCACUAUAAUGCUUGGGAUACAAUUUUGGAUUCCUAGCCUAUAGGUUUCCUUUAAGGUAAUGCAUGUUUAAUAUGUGAUCUUUUAUUACCAUUUUCUUGGCUCUGUGACCAUUAAUUUGUGUAAUAAACCCCUGAAACCUGGCAGCUCGAAGCACAGAAAUACCAAUUUUAGCUGCCUGUAAGGAUAAGGGUAUGCUCUACCCCCAUGUUUAAUAGCAGGACAUAGGUUUUUGGAGUAUUUACCAACCUUUCAGUACACAUACACAGGUGUGCACUUUAGGAGUAGGUUUACUUUACGUUUUGUGUACACUGGGUGUUUUUAAGACUCCUUUGUUGCCUAAUAAAAAUUAACUAAUACGGUUUUAGCCUUAUUCUUGUUCCCAUUCAGACGUAUUGCGUGGUAUGGAUUCUAUUUCUCACUCCUGUGUUUGGUCUCAGAUUACUGUGGGUUAUCCUUAAUUUCGUAUCUAAGGUUUCAAUCGGCUAAUCUUUUUAGUCCGUUUUUGUUCUAUUCUAUAAAUAUUUAAGACAACGUAAACACAUGUCAUAGUGUUGCAGAAAUCGCCAGAUAUGGCAAACAAAGGCUAGAACUCCUUAACAAAGCUCACAGCAGUGCCAUGCGUCAUAUACACCCUGUUCCAAAUUAUUAUGCAACUGAUAUUUUUCUCAUUUACUUAAAUAAUUGAUGUAAAUAACAGUCAGCAUAAUUCUCAUGUUAUCAACUAUUAAGAGUACAAUUUAAAUUUUAUUGAACAAACCUCCUAACGGUAACAGUAUUUUUUUUAAACAUAAAAAACUUACAAGGCACUGUUCCAAAUUAUUACGCACAGUAAGUUUCAAAACACCUUAUAGGUUGCAAAGAACUGAAAAUUGUCAUUUGUUGUGUUUGCAGCAUAUUUACUGAAAUCAAAAGCUAUUACAAUCAAACUUAUAACAACAUUUUAACUUUUUAAACAUUUUAACAGGCCACGUUGCAUUUUAACAUAGGACCCCUUAUUUGAUAGCAGCUUCACAAGUCUUGCAUCCAUUGAACUUGUGAGUUUUUGGACAGUUUCUGCUUGAAUUUGUUUGCAAGAUGUCAGAAUAGCCUCCCAGAGCUGCUGUUUGGAUGUAAACUGCCUCCCACCCUCAUAGAUCUUUUGCUUGAGGAUGCUCCAAAGGUUCUCAAUAGGAUUGAGGUCAGGGGAGGAUGGAGGCCACACCAUGACUUUCUCACCUUUUAUCCCCAUAGCAGCCAUUGAUGCAGAGGUAUUCUUUGCAGCAUGAGAUGGUGCAUUGUCAUGCAUGAAGAUGAUUUUAUUACGAAAAGCAUAGUUCUUCCUUCUGUACCAGGGAAGAAAGUAGUCAGUCAGAAACUCCACAUACUUUGCAGAGGUCAUCUUUACACCUUCGGGGACCCUAAAGGGGCCGACCAGCUCUCUUCCCAUGAUUCCGGCCCAAAACAUAACUCCACCACCACCUUGCUGAUGUCACAGCCUUGUUGGAACAGGGUGGCCGUCCACCACCAUUCACUACUCCAUCCAUCUGGACCAUCCAUGGUUGCACGGCAAUCAACAGGACUGUUUGAAAAUUAGUCUUCAUGUAUUUUUCUGCCCAAUGCAGCCAUUUCUGCUUGUGAGCACCAUGGCUUGUGAGCCGAAUAGAAGGUUUAUGCACAGUUGCAAGACUCUGGAGGACUCUACACCUUGAUGUCUGUGGGACUCCAGAGGCACCAGCAGCUUCAAAUAUCUGUUUGCUGCUAUGUAAUGGUAUUUUAGCAGCUGAUGAAGGAUGGUGAAUUGAAAAGUGUCAAUAUCCAUCAGUUGGGGACACACAAUUCUAUUCCAUGUAUAGAUUGUUUUUGGAGUUUAAAGCCGACAAAAAGCUAUACCGAUUGUCCAUUAUUUGUACAUUUUGUUUUUCCACAUUGGAGGAUAUUUAUUAAAAUGUCAUGUUCUGAAAAAUGGUGCAAUUGCGAUGAAAACCAAUGGCAUCAACAGGAACAUUCCAUUGAUGAUCAUUCCACCUCAACACUUUUGUGUACCAAUUUUCCGGACACUUCGAUAAAUCUCUCACCAGUCUUCUAUUUAAAAGUUGUGUUUCCAAGUCUCAGGAUAAAUGUCUCUCCACACACCUAGUACCCGUAUAUAGGACCUUUCCAGCCGUUGAAUUGUAAAUGUGCAUUUUGACAGAAUUGAAAUUUCUGUUCAUUUUGAUUUUGUUCUCUUUGUCUGUGUCAAAGCUGUUGGACUUGUUUAGCCACAUUAUUUUGAAAAAAGAUCAUUCACUGAAUUGGCAUAAGAAUCUAGUUUUGGGUGCCAACCAAAUGUUAGAUAACCACUGCCGUAAAUUGUAUUGGUUGUGGUGCUUUGCCUUGUUGAAAGUGAAUUGUUGUGUGCACUUGUUCCGGCUGCUGUAGAACAUAGUAUUCACAACAGCUCAUUGUAGUGGUUAUAGUGCAGAGAAUCUGUUGGCACCUCCCCCCGUUUGUGUUAAACUACUUUCGAUAGAGUUGACAAAAAUCUUGGUUCUCCUGGUACCUCGUUAUCUUGACAUUUUCUACCCGCUGUACCUGUUACUAUUGACUUUGCUCCUCUAACAUAGGCAUGUUUUAGAAAUCAAGACAGGUGGGUGAUUUUUCAGACAAUGUACAGCCAGCAUUACAUGUCACUGUCGUACAGCAUUCAUGGCUUGGUCAUGAUAGACUUGUUAUAAAAUUCUUAAAGCGAUUCAGAUACAUCUAGUGGUAAGGUUACAAAGGUUCUGCAUCUCUGUGCCUUUUUUUGUUUGUUUGUAACAAAUAUUGGUUUGCUGUUGACAUCAGAAAUGAUAUCAGCACAUGUUACAUAAUGUAAUUAUUAUGGCCUAAUUCAAUAAACUGGCAACUGGAGAUAAUUGACAAAGGAAAACGAACUUUACACCAAAAUGGCUGAUUGAUUUAAACCCCCCCCCCAAAAAAAACCUCUUUAAGUUGGAUAUUUUUCCUAUUUGGCAAUUUUGCCCUUAAAUGUUCAGUUCUAAAUAAACCCAUUUUUUUUUCUCCAUGAUGGCCCGUCUUUUUUAAGGUAAUUGUGAAAUUAUUGUGUUAGAUAUGUUAUAAGUUUUCAACACAUUAUUGUAUUCCUACAGCUUUAUGGACCACAAAGAGCUCAUUCUCCACCGUGGAUGUUUUACGGAAACGUCUGCAGGAAAAGAUACAGGAAUCCCGUGGUCAGGUAAGGAUCCAAAAUUAGCACCUGGUCUUAGGGUGUUUAUAAAAACUGAAUUGAAAUGGGGGUAUCUAGCACAGAGGUUUGGCCAGCAGAGAAUUGUGGGAAAUGUCCAAACUUUUUUAGAGAGGUUCUCUAGUCAAUACAAUCCUGGAUUGGUGAGUCCAAUCUCUAAACAGUUGUAAAGGCACGCGGAGCUGCCUGUCCAUCGUUCAGGCCAGCCCAAUGAAAGCAGACCCUUUGGGGUGCAUUGUUUCAGUGUUGUCUGCUGAGUCCUAGAGCUCUGAACAUAGCACUAGCGCAUCUGUCUCUGGUGUCCCCAAAUGUUGGGACAGCUUGCCAGGACCUGAAAAUUGGGACUAGUUGGGAGGCUUGCUAGCUGUGUGAACACAUGAGGUGAAGGGUUAUGCUUGGAGUCCAGCUUACAACAUAGAAAACCAUCAUGCUAGUUCAUAACCAUGGUAUAAUAAAUAAUUUUCUUUUUCAAUUUCUCAAUUUUAGAAGUUUGAUAGUCCAUCUUUUUUUGUCCCCUUCAAAUGCAGGUUUCUACCAAAGGUCUUUCCCCAGAGGAGGCCGAAAAGAGACGACAGCGGAGAAAGCAGGAGAGGGAGCGGAAAAAAAGAAAAAGGAGGGAGCUGAAAAAGAAAGCAGCAGAAACUAUAGAAGAAGUUGGGAGUGCUGAUGUUAAGCAACCUGAAGUAGUUAAAAUAAAUGACUCCGUGCCGCUGGUCUUUAACAAGGUGGAGGUUCAUGACGAACCGCUUAAUAAACCACUGAAAAAGAAAGAGAAAAAAGAAUGUUUGAAAGGCAACAUAACCCCGAUGACGGGAAAGAAUUAUAAACAACUGCUUAGCCGCCUGGAGUUGAGAAAUAACAAACUGGAGGAACUGAGGGCAAAGGAUGAAAGCAAAGCCUUGGAACUAGAGUCCAAGAUCAAAUGGACCAAUGUUCUGUACAAGGCUGAAGGGGUGAAGAUCAAGGAUGAUGAGGGAAUGCUGAAGAAGGCCCUGAAGCGCAAGGAGAAACAACGGGACCAGAGGAAGAGGCUCUGGGAUAAGCGAACCGAGCACACUGCUGAGCGUAUGCAGAAGAGGCAGGACAAGAGACGUCGCAAUAUUCAAAAGAAAAAGUUAGGCAAAGUGAAUUCAAAGAAAGAUAGAGCCAGGAAGAAAGGGCGUGUCAUGCCAGAAGACCUUGCCAAAUCUAAUCUUAAGUGA
This is a messenger RNA of Pelobates cultripes (western spadefoot toad), 18938 nucleotides long. The record is from the annotation of a GenBank genome assembly. Lineage: Eukaryota; Metazoa; Chordata; Amphibia; Anura; Pelobatidae.